Molecule: messenger RNA, 1081 nt
Organism: Sinocyclocheilus anshuiensis
Lineage: Eukaryota; Metazoa; Chordata; Actinopteri; Cypriniformes; Cyprinidae
Product: kinetochore-associated protein NSL1 homolog
Exons: 7
Coding region: 170-901 (243 amino acids)
Biological process (GO): mitotic sister chromatid segregation
Cellular component (GO): MIS12/MIND type complex; kinetochore
Source: RefSeq, a predicted model, not a curated record
GUGUGUUUUCAGUAGGGCUGAAGCACACAUUUAUAAAGCAGGGAAACGCCAUUGUGUUUAUUGCUUGAAGAUAAGACUUUCGCAAUUUAGUUGACUGCAUGAGUUUUCUUAACGUAUCUGUGUAAACUCAUUUGCUAACAGGAUUUAUUUUGAAAAAUAAGCGGCAGUCAUGAAGGAAGAUCGUGAGAGCGGGGCAGAUUGUAGAGUAAAUGUCAAGUCGAAAAAACAUGUUCGUGAACAGCUUGAGAACUAUAAAGACUUAUUCAAAAAGUUGCUCGAUGGCCAAUGCCAGAUUUCUGAGGAAGACAAAACCAAAUUGCUGCAAGAAAUGGUUGUGAACUUUGAAUUCACAGUGCAAGAAAAUCUAGUUAUUGGUGGCUUGUCAUGGGACGAGGCGUCAGAGGAUUAUUGUGAAGACUAUGAGAGCACAAUAAAUGACAUUCUGGAUGAGAAAAUAGUAGAGACCGCCUGCAAACGGAACUCUUACCCAAAGCAAAUACGCAACAAGGUUGUGCGAUCAUUAAGAGCAGAGAGGAAACUUCUGGGUUUGUAUGAACAGGCAGUGAAGCCACAAGACCUAAAGCCAGACCCAGCUCAAGAGUUUGUCAUCAGAAAUGUAUCAGCUGCUGCACCUGCAGUGUUCAGACAAGCCAGUACGGUUAUGAAGUCUCUGAAAAGUCUGAAACAGGCAGCUGAUGGUUUGCGUCAAGUACUUGACAUGCAGCCUUCCGCGGAGUCGGUGGAAAUCUACAGAGAAGUGUUUGGCAGUUCAGUAGGAGACGUCUGUCCAGAUCUUCACCACAGGAUUCCCUCCACCAUCAAAAGAGCUGUGUCUGAUUCAGAAUACAGUGCAGACUAUGUACCCACUCCAGAAAUCAUCCAAAAGACUGAUGUAAAUUAAUGUGUAUCUGUAUGUGUGUAUCAUUUUGUGUGGCUAUGGAGAAGGGCAGUAAAGGAGUGUUGUAUUGACACCUGUUAUUAAAUAAGUGUUUUGUAUGCUGAUUCUUACCUAUAUAAUGUAAAAAAAUAUUAAAGAAAUACUUUGUGCAUAUAGUUUCUCACCACUUUCUUUUUCAAUUAC